Messenger RNA from Lathyrus oleraceus (garden pea), 903 nucleotides. RefSeq lists its product as uncharacterized. Bases 1 to 903 code for a protein of 300 amino acids. The record is from RefSeq and is a predicted model, not a curated record. Lineage: Eukaryota; Viridiplantae; Streptophyta; Magnoliopsida; Fabales; Fabaceae. The transcript has a single exon.
AUGUAUCAAAAUUCUGGUAAGGGAACUGAAAAGGUAAACGAACCAACCAAUGAUGGAAAAGAAGACGAAAGAGGAAAGGCAAAAGAUAAAGAACCACCUUAUGUGCCUCCGCCACCAUACAAACCACUUAUCCCUUAUCCCCAAAGACUUGGGAAGUCCAAAAAUGAAGGACAAUUCAAGAAAUUCAUGGAAAUUCUAAAGCAACUUAAUAUCUCUAUACCAUUCACAGAAGCCAUUACGCAAAUUCCAUCAUAUUCUAAAUUCCUUAAAGAGAUCCUAUCCAACAAGAAAAAGCUUAAGGAUAACAAAACCGUUAUGCUUACUGCCGAGUGUAGCGCUAUUAUUCAAAACAACAUGUGUCCUAAAUUGAAAGACCCGUGUAGCUUUUCCAUACCAUGUGUAAUCAGAAAGUUUAUCAUAGACAAAGCUAUAUGCGAUUUAGGAGCCAAUAUUAGUCUAAUUCCCUUAUCCACAUGCGAAAAACUCAAUCUAGGAGAAUUAAGACCAAUAAAGAUGUCUCUACAACUAGCUGACCGUUCUGUUAAAUUUUCCAUAGGUAUGCUAGAGAACGUUCCCGUUCGUAUAGGACAAUUUUAUAUUCCUACAAACUUUAUAAUAAUGGAUAUAAAGGAGGACUCCCACAUCCCUAUUAUUUUAGGAAGACCCUUUAUAGCCACAGCCGGAGCCAUCAUAGAUGUGAAGAAAGGUAAGCUCACAUUCGAUGUUGGAGAAGAAAAAGUUGAAUUUCUCUUAGCUAAAUUCCUACAAGCACCAGUUAUAGACAAAUCAUGUUGUUUCUUAGACGUCAUUAACGAUUGUGUGAAAGAAAUGGAGAAGGAACCAUCUAAGUAUACUGAAGUAUUGAAGAUUCCAACACCUUCUAUAUUCGAAGACGAUAAUUAA